Messenger RNA from Oppia nitens, 7434 nucleotides. RefSeq names its product fatty acid synthase-like. Gene Ontology annotation, biological process: fatty acid biosynthetic process. The record is from RefSeq and is a predicted model, not a curated record. Lineage: Eukaryota; Metazoa; Arthropoda; Arachnida; Sarcoptiformes; Oppiidae. The transcript is spliced from 9 exons. Gene Ontology annotation, molecular function: 3-oxoacyl-[acyl-carrier-protein] synthase activity; phosphopantetheine binding; oxidoreductase activity. The coding region runs from base 1 to 7434 and encodes 2477 amino acids.
AUGGAUAAAACAAAUAAUGAAGAGUUUGUCAUUUCUGGUAUCUCAGGACGAUAUCCAGAGUCUGACUCUAUCGACGAGUUUAGUGAUAAUCUCUACAAUAAUAUUAAUAUGAUUACCGACGAUGAGAGACGAUUUCCUAAAGUUUUCAAUGAGUGUCCCAUGUCUAGUGGCAAAAUUAAGCAUGCAGAAAAGUUUGAUGCCAAAUUUUUUGGUGUAUCCGACUGGGAGGCCGACUACAUGGACGCCCAGAUUAGGGCUAUGCUGGAGACCACCUACGAGGCUAUUUGUGACUCAGGCACUUUACCAGAAUCUCUAAGCGGUAGUAAUACCGGCGUAUUUAUCGGCCAAUUCAUGGACGAAGAGUUGAUUGCCUACCGAGACUUCACUCAAUUGGCUGCUUAUAAAAAUACGAUAUCCCAGACACUGGCCUUUAAGUUCAAUCUUAAGGGACCAACUUUUGCAGCCGACACCGCUUGUGCAUCAAGUUUUGUGGCCCUUCAUGAAGCUUAUAUAGCUCUGAAAACUGGUCAAUGCGAUGCUGCACUGGUAGUCGGCGUCAAUAUGUCGUUUAAUCCGGGAAUUCAAUAUAAUUUUUUCAAACUCAAUAUGAUUUCGCCGGACAGUCGGUGCAUGUGUUUGGACGAAAAGGCCAACGGUUACGCCAAAGGAGAGGCCUGUGUGACAAUAUUAGUGCAGAAAAGGCCAGCGGCUAAACGUAUAUACGCCACAAUACUCAAUAUUAAAUCAAACAAUGAUGGCUACAAAAAGGAAGGCAUAACGUUCCCCAGUUGGGAGAGACAGUAUAUUGUUAUUAAAGAAACUUACGCCGAGUGCGGUAUCGAUCCGGGAACAGUAGAAUAUAUGGAAGCACAUUGCACAGGUACUAAAGCUGGAGAUCCUGUUGAAAUGCGAGCUAUCUAUAAUGCAAUGGUUAAAGACCAUAUAAGGGAUAAGCCGUUAAUGAUCGGGGCGUUAAAGUCCAACAUCGGUCACAGUGAAGCCGCUUCCGGAUUGUGUGCCGUUAGUAAAGUGGUGUUGGCCUUUGAAAACGAAGUGAUUCCCGCAAACCUACACUUUAAUAAUCCUAAUCCAAGAAUCGAGAGUCUCAUCAGUGGUCACAUAAAGCCUAUCAAUAAAAACACAUCAUUUACAGGUGAUCUGAUUGGUCUGAAUAACUUUGGUUUUGGCGGCUCUAAUGCACAUCUUAUACUUCGGUCGCCAAAGUUAAAAGCAUCGGUAGAUAAUGCAGUAGUAGUCGAUAAAUAUCCUCGUUUGGUGCAGAUAUGCGGUCGCAAUGAAGAGGCGGUUCGAUAUUUUUUYAGCCGACUAUUUGAAAAACCAAAAUCUGUAACAAGAGAUACACUAUAUUUGGUAAAUAAGUUAUCAAAGAGCACUCCGUUUGAUGACAAAAGCACGGGAUAUCAGCCCAUGAGAUACCGGGGCUUUUCAUUGUUGAGACAGAAUCAGCCAGAAUUGAAAUACUCUCCUAUUGUGGUUCAAAAAGUGCCGAAAACUCCUAAACAAUUAUGUCUGGUAUACACAGGAGUUGGAUCUCAAUGGCCAGCAAUGGCUAAAGAUCUAAUGUGUUUUGAUGUCUGCUCACAAUCCAUAAGCAGAUCAGAUAACUAUUUAAGCAAAUAUAAUAUAAAUUUGAUGGAAAUGUUAACCGAAAAAGAGUCGGAUAUCAAUAGAUCAGCAAUUAAUUCAAUUGUCUCAUUGGUGGCCAUACAGAUAGCGCUUACAGAUCUACUCAUUGAUUUGGGCUUAAAUGCCGAUAUCAUUGUUGGCUACUCUACCGGUGAAAUAGUUUGCGCUUACGCUGACAAAUAUAUUACCAGUGAACAGGCCCUAGAAAUAGCAUAUUUUUGCGGUAAAUUUAUUGAUACAAUUGCCAAAAAAAGUGAUUUUAAUGAAACCGUAAAAGAGAAAAAUAUAACAAAAUUUUUGGACAAUUAUUAUGAGGAACUCCUAAAAAGUUCAUUGGAUAUGACAUCUAAUUAUGAAUCACUUCUUCAAUCGUUAAAUUCAAUAAUAAUAACAACAAAAUAUAGUAAAUCUGGAAAAUGGAUUAGAAAUACAGCCAACAAUUUGAAUGAUUUGACAUCUAAUAAAAUUGACGGCAAGUUUUUCAUUGAUAGCCUCCUAAGUCCAACACUUAUGCAAACAACACUGGCUUAUGUAGAUAAAAAUGCUAUCAUUGUUGAAAUAUCACCCGAUGCCAUGUUCGGGUCUGAGCUGCCGACAAUUGGACCUAAUUUUACAUACAUUCCUCUUAUGGGUCAAAAUCUUUCGACUAAUAUCUCGAAAACAUUACUAAAAAGUUUUGGUCUAUUGUAUGCACAGGGAGUCAAUUUGAACAUUGAAAAACUUUAUCCCUCAAUUACAGCACCGGUAUCCACAGGCACUAGAAUAUUAUCAUCUCUAAUCAAAUGGGAUCACUCCAAAAGCUAUCGGUUAACCAAAUUUCCCGAUUAUUUUAACUUUCUCAGCAGUAAAGAGGACGAGUCGUAUACUAUAGACUUUAUGGAUCAAAAUGAUCAGUAUAUAGCUGACCACUGUAUUGAUGGCAAAAUACUGGUGCCGGCAACUGGUUAUCUAUUGUUUGCCUGGAAAUCGUUGGCAUUUUACAAAAAGAUUGAUUAUAAGAAAUUUCCCGUCGAGUUUCGCGACGUCCAGAUUUUAAGGGCUACACCCAUUCAAAAGGGUGGAAAAGUUAAGCUUUACGUAAAUCUGGAUCCGCUAACAGGUAGGUUUGACAUUAUUGACAGUGGCACACUAGUGGCCACUGGAACUGUAUGUGAGAUUCAACACAAUCAGCUGCAAUACGGAUCAAUUAUUAAUGAGAUCAAAUCGAUGGACAAAAAUCAAGACAAUAAUGUUAUUUUAAUGAAAACAAAAGAUAUCUAUAAAAAGUUGCGAAUCUGUGGCUAUAAUUAUGGCAAACAAUUUCAAUGUAUACGAGAGUCACGUGAAAUCGAUGAUCUAUAUGUUGUGGCACAGAUAGCUUGGAUGGAUAAUUGGGUUACAUUUACAGAUUGUGCUCUACAAACCUCGAUAUUGGGAAUGAAAUCAAAACAACUACUGGUGCCGGUGACCAUUGAAUUGCUCAGAUGUGAUCCAUUUGUACUAUUCAACAAUAAAAGUCAAUCGGAAGUGGAGGUCAUAUAUGAUCCUUAUUUAAACAUUUCUGUGACCAAUGGCCUUGAGAUAAGAGGUGUCAAAGCCAGUCCAUUGCAGCGUAAUAUUAAGUCACAGAAACCGGCGCUAAGAACCUAUGAGUUUGAAUCGUUUAAUGGAGAGUAUAUCUAUGAAACUCAAAGCUCAUACCUAAAGUAUAGACAAUUGUGCGAUGAAUUGGCUGUCAAAAUAAUGAAGAAGGAAAUGGGAUUUUCAUUAUCUGGAAGUGAUGCCGAUAUUAUGGGCAAAAUUCCUAAUGAAAUGAAAACAUUAUAUAACAUAUUGUUAGAUAUGAGUGAUGGUAAUCCCGCGCCACCACUGGAAACUGCUGUCAAAGACCUGGACAGAGAUCUGAUGUCAUCAGCAGUUAUGGACACAAACUUUCUUCGUUCUCAACUGACUGUUGUAUUGGAAAACAUGAAUGAAAAUAAUGGCCAGAAUUUAUGUGUUGUCGAAGUAAAUGAUAGCUCUUGUCUAUGGUAUGCACCGGUGAUGAACGCUAUUGACAUUUAUCAAUAUAGUCUUCACAUCGAUUAUUCGGUAAUAAACUCGCGAAUCAAAGACAUGGAUGAAUUGAGUUCAAGUGUUAAACGAUAUCAUUUACACGAUUCUUGUAUCGCACCUGAAGUUGUCGAUCAAAGUGUGGAUCUAAUUGGAUUUGUUGUUAUUGUAUUAAAGGAUAAGUUAAGUAGUGCUGAAAAGUUUAUAUAUUCAUCACUGGGAUUGAAGUUGCCGUCCGAUUCAAACAUAUCACUUACUGACAGUUUGAUAUCAAUGGCACAAAAAUAUGACUUUUCGUUGAUAUCCAACAAAUCGGACUGUUUUUCUAUGCAUUCAAUUCUAUUCAGAAAAUGUUUUGGCAAACAAUCAGAUGUUGACAAACAACAGGUGAUCGUCGAGAUUACCAAUGAUUACCAAAAUUGGUUGCCUAUAGUUAAAGAUCAAAUAAAAUCAAUUGCCAACAAACCGGACAAUCAAAAUGUAUGGCUUAUAGCUAAAGGUGAAGAUAAGGGACUGUUAGGUUUUAUGAAAUGUUUGAGCAAAGAGCCUAAUGGACACCGUGUAAGAUGCGUACAGAUAAUGGAUAAUUUGGAUUUUGAUGUCAAUGAUGCUAUAAUUAAAAAUAAUAAUAUUAACUCAAUUAUUGCUAAUGAUUUAGCAAUAAAUGUAAUUAAAAACGGUAGUGUCGGACACUAUGUCAUGAAUAAGUUAUCCGAAAGACCCGAUAAGCGCUACUCUGAACACUGUUUCAUAAAUCUUCGAAACAAAGGAGAUCUAUCAUCGUUUGAAUGGUAUGAAUGUCAGCACCGUUUGUGGCCAAUCAAUGGCAGUGAUCGACAAAAAUUGGUUCAUAUAUACUAUUCGGCGCUUAAUUUUAAGGAUAUCAUGUUAGCUACCGGACGACUGGUCACUGAAUCGCCUACCGGUGAGACUGAGUGUCUAAUUGGAUUUGAAUUUACCGGAAGGGAUGAAAAAAUGAAUCGCGUUAUGGGUAUGAUAGUAUCAAAAGCGUUGGCCACUACAUGUAUAGUUGAAAACAGAGAUUUUCUAUGGCCAGUGCCCGAGCACUGGACACUAGAAGAGGCGGCUACAGUUCCCUGUGUUUACGCCACUGCAUACUAUGCGUUGAUAAUUCGCGGCAAACUUUGCGCCAAUGAGAAAGUGCUAAUUCAUUCGGGCAGUGGAGGUGUUGGACAGGCAGCCAUUAGGAUAUGCCUAUCACUGAACUGUCAGCUAUUCAUAACUGUUGGUUCGGUAACAAAACAGAAAUAUCUGCAAAAAUUAUUUCCCGUUUUAAAAGACAAUCAAUUUUGUUCGUCACGUGACGUCAGUUUUAAGAGACAUAUAAUGGCAGAAACUAACGGUACAGGAGUUGAUAUCGUACUUAACUCUUUGUCCGACAAAAAAUUGAUGGCAAGCGUAGAAUGUUUGGCCAGUAAUGGCCGAUUCCUCGAGAUUGGCAAAUACGAUCUGUCAAAAGACACAAAAUUAGAUACUUCGCAAAUGUUGGUCAACAAAACAUUUCACGGCAUACAAGUGGACACUUUAUUUGUAGUCAACGAUAAGACAUCGAAGACGAUGCUUAAGGAUAGAAAAAUGAUUUGGGAACUGAUCAGCGAUGGUAUAGCUAGAGGUGUAGUCGUACCACUUGAUCGUUCAGUUUAUCCGUCAGACAAGUGUGAAGAAGCGUUCCGUUUUAUGGCCAGCGGUAAACAUGUCGGCAAAGUUCUGGUCAAAAUCAGAGACGAAGAACCAUUGAAUCAAACAUUGGUUGACUUCACACCUAUCAAGAUGUUAGCCAAUCCUCGCACUGUCUUCUAUUCUAAUAAGAUAUAUAUACUAACGGGUGGUUUGGGUGGUAUGGGUCUCGAGAUAAUUGAUUGGAUGAUCCAAAGAGGUGCCAAUAAGUUUGUGGUUACAUCAAGAACUGGACCCAAACAGCCGUAUCAAUUUUCAAGACUCAAAUAUUUCCGAGAACUUGGAGCCGAGGUUUCUCUGUGGACACAACCAAUCAGUUCAGUUGAUUGCGCCCGAGAUCUGUUAGAAGAGUGUCUUAAAAUGGGAACAAUCGGUGGUAUCUUUCAUUUGGCACUUGUACUCAGCGAUGGUAUUCUUGAGAACCAAACUGUAGAGUCUUAUGAUAAAGUAUUUGAACCAAAGUCUAAAACAUUGAAGCAUUUGGACGAAUUGUCCCGCAAAAUGUGUCCACUUUUGGAUUAUUUUGUCGUAUUUUCAUCAGCGGUCACAUGUCAUGGAAAUCCAGGUCAAACUAACUACGGGUUCACCAAUUCAAUUAUGGAGCGAUUAUGUGAACGUCGCCGAUGUGAUGGUUUACCUGCACUGGCCGUACAGUGGGGAUUAGUCGGUGAUGUUGGCUAUGUUGCCGAUAACAUCAGCGCCGAUGACCACAUUUUAGGCGCUAUUCGUUCACAGAGACUAUAUUCAUGUUUGCAAACAUUGGAUCAAUUGUUACAAAGCGAUCACACUAUCUGUUCCAGUGUUAUUUACAAUGAUAUCAAUCGUAAGUCCAGUGCAUCAGGUGAUCAAAAAGAUUUAUUGACAAAAGUAGCGCACAUUUUGGGCCACAAAGAGAUCCAUAAACUCGAUCCGAAAGUUCGUCUCUCAGAACUGGGAAUGGAUUCACUGAUGAGUGUAGAGAUCAAGCAAUCAAUUGAACACAACUUUGAUGUGGUUUUGUCCACACAAGAGAUACAGAAUCUGACAAUUGAACGAAUCAGACAAAUAGGUAGUAAACCUGGUGGAGGAAAGUCGGCAAAAACUAAUAGUGCUGUUAAUGAAAAAAAAGAAAUGUCAGCAUUAGAUCCAAAAGAAAAACCUGAUUCUACUAUCAAUUUAGAAGUAUUUAAGAUACCGACUGAAAAGUUUGUAUAUCUCAACGAUGUCCGCACCGGUCGUAAAAUAUUUUAUAUGCCGCCGACUGACGGCACUUACCAUCAAAUUGUUCCGAUAGUUGCCGCUAUAGACCGGCCGGUAAUUGGACUCAACUGGACUUCCGAUUGUCUUAAAUUUGAUACAAUUAGCAAAACUGCUCAACACUUCUUGGAUAUCAUAAAUGAAAACUUUGGAAACAAAUCAACGGAUUUGGAGUUUGAUAUCAUCGGCUAUUCAUACGGUGUAUUUGUUUCACUUGAAAUGUGUCUUAUUCUUCAGGAACGACACUAUAGAUAUCAGCCCAAACUCGUGGCACUAGACAUGUGUCCGGUUCAGACCAAACAUGAUCUGUCGCUAUCAUUAGAUGCAACAAAAGACAUAUUGGGUAUCGAUCGGGACCUAAACAUUAUGUUUACAUUCUUAAUGGACAAAAUAUCGGUCGACACACAAGAGUUGGCCAAAAAUGUUUCCCAAGUGAUGGACAAACGCGAGCGCAUUGAUCGUGUGGCCAAACUGUUUGUUGACAAGUGUCCGCCAACUAUCAACUGUGGCCAUCAAGAAGUUAUAUUUGCAUUGGAAACUCAUUUGGUUAAAUGGUCGCAAGCACUGGACUAUCAAUGGGACAAACGGCCCAAACUUGAUGGCAAUGUCCUUCUGGUUCGGGCCAAUCAGUACCUGUUGACCAACACAUCGAUGACAGACUCGAGAAAACAAUAUAUUGUUGAAAACGAUUACGGAUUCAAUAAGGUAUGCAUAUUAAUUACCGGCAAUUGUAUUGUUGAGACAAUCGAUGGCAAUCACACUAACUUUAUGGUCAACAAUCAUCAGCAAAUCGCUGCAUUUAUUCAACAAUUUAUUAAUUAA